Cricetulus griseus (Chinese hamster) is the source of this 5084-nucleotide messenger RNA. Lineage: Eukaryota; Metazoa; Chordata; Mammalia; Rodentia; Cricetidae. The record is from RefSeq and is a predicted model, not a curated record.
UCCCAGCUGCUCCAGAAUUUGUGACAAUUCUUCUGCCUUGGUCUCCAAGAUUCUGGGAUUAUAGGUGUGAGCCACUAUAUGUGGUCUAAAGAACUGAAUUUUCAGACUUAAUGAGCUCAUAUUUAACUGUCUACUGCUGGCGUAGGUGAAGACUACUUCCAGCCCCAACGCCCAUCCCCGUCUCAGAACACCACCGGCCUCCCUUGAACCACAGGACUAGGGGCCACAUUCCUGGAGGUUUUAGGGAUCUGUUCUAAUUGUCACGUCCUGCCCCAGAUAAUUGGGAAAACAGAGCCGGUGGGCUUCUGUUCCUGGUCUCUCCCUGCGCCGCCAGAGGCCGCUGCGUGCCUGCUGUGUCCAUCCUCCCCGCAGAGCGCCCCAUGCUUUUUCCAAAGAGGCGGCGGUACCCGCAAGGGCUGAAAGCAGAGACGACUCCCAGUCAAGAGGCUGUGCUCUCCCAAGCCUGAGGGCGACAAGCUCGGGAGGAUCCGGCUGAGCUCUGCAGGGCUGAGCUGUGCAGGCCCAGAGCAUCCCGGUACUCAGAACCCGGCUCACUGGGCUAGGAUGCCUGCUUAGCCAUUGCCCUGCUCUCCUCGGGGCACAGCAACUUGAUAACGAUCGAUCGAUCACAGACUGCUGGGGACCAGACAACACCCAAGCUGAUCACUCCCGGAGAGAACCCGCCUUUGGGAGUCUAGAUCCCAAGCUCAGAGGCAUCGAGGACCUCAGCCCAGCAGGUGGAAUGAGUCUAAGACCAGCAGAUGAACAGACAGAAGUCUAAAGACUUCAGGAACGGCUCUGCCUUCCUGUUCCCUGGUCCUUCUCUGUCACUCAUCCCUUCUUACAGUGACAUCACACCUGGCUGCAAGCUGUCUGGAGACAAGAAUGAGUGAGAGGACCUCGAGCAGCUGGAGCCCAGGCAGCUGGGUGCUAGCAUUGUGCCUGGCCUGGCUGUGGACACGCCUGGCCUCUGCUUCCUUGCAGCCUCCGACAGCCACAGUCCUAGUAAAGCAGGGCACCUGUGAGGUGAUUGCUGCGCAUCGCUGCUGCAACCGGAAUCGCAUUGAGGAGCGCUCCCAGACCGUCAAAUGCUCCUGCCUUUCCGGCCAGGUGGCUGGCACUACAAGGGCAAAGCCCUCCUGCGUGGAUGCCUCCAUCGUCCUGCAGAAGUGGUGGUGUCAGAUGGAGCCCUGCCUGCUCGGGGAGGAGUGUAAGGUGCUCCCUGACCUGUCGGGGUGGAGCUGCAGCAGUGGACACAAGGUCAAAACCACCAAGGUCACACGAUAACUCUCGGGGGUCGUGGCUUAGGCAGGACAGCCUUGACUGAGCUCUGGACUGAAGAAUGGCUUCUGCCCACCCUCCAGCAGACAUGAGGACUCACUUACCUUGACAUGUAGUCCCAUGUGCCCCAAGUCAAAUGUGACAUCAUACUUGCCAGGGCCCUGUUAGUCACACUGCUUAGCAGAAAUGCUUAGAUCUUCAGCCACAUUCUUAGAGACAUGUGCUCUCCUACAAUCAAAGGUCACACACAAUCCUGUCCUUAAGAAAUAUCUUGUUAAGCUAGGGAGUGGAUGACAGACAAUUUAAGCAGUUUAAAGUGUGUGGUACCAUGGCCUCUGAGCUACCUGUUGUGGGUGUGAUGGGGAUGGGAUGGAUAGAUCUUCAGCCAUCCCCUGAUGAGUCACAUCAGUACCUUCCCAUGAGUCCUGCAUCUCUAGCAAGAUGCUAAGAUGGUCAAGGAGAUACUGUCUCCUGAUUCCAGUGGGAUCUCUUUUAACAGUGCUGGAAAGUAGAGAUGAAGUCCAACAGCUCUUCAGCACAGUUCUCCAGAGCAGGGCAUGUGACUCACACCUUUUGCUCUCUGUGGAUGGAUGCACAGAUCCUCAGGAUCAUCCCCACCUGAACUUCACGUGUUUGUUUGUUUCUUGUUUUAAUGGACAAGAAUACUCAGUCGCCGAGGGAUGGGAUGCUUUGCCCAAGAUCUCACAGGUCAGGCUUCCAAACCAUGGAUGCUGAGAUUCUAGGCUAGGUCUUACAUGGCAGUUUUAUCAAGAAAGCGGGACCCUGAGAACACUGUCUUGAGAGCAAUGACAUGUUUCUUGGGAGAUGGGACUUGGACCACUGGGGCUUUGAUUGAGGCCACUGAUCUCCCAUCCAAAACAAUGCAGAAUCCCCACAUACUGCAGAGUGGAUCUACUUCUCAGUCCCCCAGAUCCAACCAGUACCCGCAAUAGCCCAGAGGUCACUCAGCACAAUUGCAGCUGGAGCACUGUGUGCUGGCAUCCUGUUGCUCCUCUGACUCUUCUCUUCUGAGAACUUCAGCCCCUACACAGGUACUUGGAAGGCAGAGUCAGGCCAGAGGACAGCCCAAAGCUGAAGGUCUUUGCAAUCAGGCUGGCCUCCUAGGUGGCUUGGGGGUAACAUGCUGGCUUACUCUCAUCACCAAGGCCUCAGGGAGUGGAGUGUGUUAGAGAACAGCCUGGAUGAUGCCCCAUCCCUGACAAGGCAAACCAAUGAUAGUUUAGGAUGGAGUCUCAGCCUCCCCUAUCUCCCUAAGCAUUUGAAUAAGACUCUGAUAUCAGCCCAUCUCAGGGCAUGUUUUUAUUAUUCCUAAGUGAGAUGAGCAGUAAUGUUAACUUCAGAAGGCAGGCCUCUAACAAUCUCUGCACACAGCGUCCCCAUGCAGAGGUCAAAGGCUGUCAUGGCCUCCUUCAACACUGAAGGGUGGAGGUCAGAGGAUAGAUGCAGGGGUUGGCAAACAUUUUCUGGAAAAAGUCAGAAAGUGAAUAUUCUAUAUUCUGCAGACCACAUUAAGUCUCUGUGACAUAUUCUUUGUUUUGUUUCAUUUUGUUUUAAAAACAUUUCAGAGCUGCCAAUGCCACCUUAGCUCUAGGGUGGAAGAAACACAUUGUGACCCAUUUCAGGUGUUUGUCACCCCUCCCAGGGGACAGUUGAAGGCCUGGAGUGGCCUCCCAGCCUCCAGGCUUGCCCUCUGUGCCAUGGAAACCUGAGCACAGGGCUAGGGCUGGCUUUGUUGUUCUCCUAAUGCUCAGAGAGAGAUGGGUGAGUGAAUUAUUUAGGUUACAAAUGAGACAGCUUCAGCAGAGCCAGACAAUAAGAGCCUGCUUUCCUGGAGGCCAGAAUGUAGGUUCUGCAGGCUGAUGUGGAGCUCAGUGGGAGAACGCUGAGGUGGGCUCCUGCUUCCCUCCUUCCCAGACACUGUCACAGUCUUGCUUCAGCUGCCCCUCCCCCCACUGUGUCAUUGGCAUGAGCUGGGGUUGGAGUGGAAAGUAUGAAAUAAUGCCUCACAAACCUUUGAGAGCUGCCAUCCUGCACCAGGCUGACUCAGUGUCCCGACUCUGUACUUCCCCUGGUCCCCACUGAAGUCUUCCAAGCCUCCAUCCCUCCUGACCUGGCCAUGAGUUUAUUGGGUGAACUCUGAGGGGGUGUCUGUAUAAGGCCAGGAGGGAACCACAUAAGACGGUCUGGCAAAGAUGAGAAAAUGUCCAGCCCUCCCCCCAACUCCAGCUCCCCAAAAUUCUAUAUCCAACUUAGUCCAAACUUGCCUGCAUCUUGUAGCUAUCCAAAAGACAGUCUAGAAAUAAAUGGAUUUCCUUGGAGCAUGGGGUUCCUGGAGUCAUUUGUCUCCCUCCUUGGGGAGGGCGUUUCAGAUCCUCUGAAAUUUGCUGGAACCCCCCAUUCCCUCAACUUCUUAGAGAAGCUGACAACUAUAAAUCACGUGACUGAUUUCUGCUGCCCCCCCCCACCCGGCAGUUUCAUUAAAGUCUGCGAGUGACAUCCUCAUUAAUGACCCCAGACAGCUCCACAACAUUGAGGCUGCAGCUCCCUAAAACCACAGAAUUAUAGUUGCAAGGGGUUUUAGAAGCCAGGUUAGCUAACACUCAUUUGCCAGCCGAGGAGAGAGUAGUUCAGAAAGGUUAAGUAAUUUGCCCACAGUCACACAGCAAGCUGAUGGCAUGUCCUGCCCAGUGAUGCAACACAGUGUUCUUUCCACUAAAGUAUGUCCCAUUUUGUACCCCAGGACAGAUGAGAACUUGGAAGGAAGAUAGGGUUUUAGCCAUGACGACUGUGAGAGUCUCAUUCUAGAAUCACCCAAUGCUGUAAGGGCAAGGAACAGAGGGAAGAAGAAUGGGAAACCUGUAGAGGAAACACACAGAGGGAAGGGGGGUUGAACAUCACCACUUCAGAACUUCAAACCACAGAACAAAAUCAGACAAGACUGAUGUCACUUGAAGAAGGACUGAUCUUUGUACUUUCUGGAGGAGGCAGCACGGAGCCCUGUCAGUUUUUGGCAACCCAGGCACAGUGGUGCAUACCUACAGCCCCGGCACUUAGGAAGCUGAGGCAGGAGGAUGGUGAGAUAGAAGCCAGCCUGGACCACACAGAGACCCUGCAAAAGAAAAACAACAACAGAAAAAGAAUGGUGCACCUCGCAGAACUGUGAGGCCAUCUUGGCAAUACCAGAUUCUUUAUGUCCUGUGCAAACUAAAGCACACAGCUACAAUUUUGUUUUGUUUUGUUUUGUUUUUCAAGACAGGGUUCCUCUGUGUAGCUGUGACUGUCCUGAAACUCGCUCUGUAGACCAGGCUGGCCUUGAACUCAGAGAUCUGCCUGUCUCUGCCUCCAGAGUGCUGGAAUUGAAGGCAUGCACCACUGACACCAGGCUCAUUUUUUGUUCUGCUAAAUUAUUGUUAUUGUAUUAUAUGCUAUGCUUAUUUGCUUAUUAUUGGCUACGACUGUCUUUGUGUUAUGACAGCAUAUCUGGGUCAUUGUGAAGAGACCACAUGACUCUCAAAACAAAAAUAAAUUCAGCAGAAACUUUUUGCCAGUCUUUGCAAUAAGUUUUACAAUAGCCUCCAAAAUGUGCACACUUGAAAUCUAGAAACUAAUGGCUGCAUUUGAUUCCUGUAUUUGGGUAGCUUUUCUUUUCCUUUGACCCUGUACCUGUGUCCCCUUAAAUCCUUCCCAGUGCCUCUUGUGACAUCUAACAACAACAAAAACCACAGACAUAAAGUAUAAGACAGAAUCUAAGAGAAAGACUCGGGACAGAUGACACUGCUCAG